Molecule: messenger RNA, 5372 nt
Organism: Biomphalaria glabrata
Lineage: Eukaryota; Metazoa; Mollusca; Gastropoda; Planorbidae
Product: cytoskeleton-associated protein 2-like
Exons: 10
Coding region: 288-1688 (466 amino acids)
Cellular component (GO): cytosol; mitotic spindle; centrosome
Source: RefSeq, a predicted model, not a curated record
UUGUCCAAUAGAGUAAUUAGAUUCUAGAUCUAGAAUUCUAGUGAAUUUAGAUCUAGAUCUAGAUUCUAGAUCUAUAUAUGUUUACAUUUGGAUUUUUUAAAAAAGUUAUCUUCAGACAACUACAGGAGUAGACUCUAUAUCGAUCUAUAUUUAGAUUUAGAUCAAUACUUGCUAAAAAUAGAUCUAGAUUUCUAGAUCUAGACUAGAAAUAGAGAGUUGAAAAGAAAAGUUCAAAACAAAUACAAAGCCAAAGUCAAAGGGUUGAAAGGCAAAAGGUAAAAGAAAACAUGACUUCUAGAACUGGAUUAUUUCCAGCUGUAACUCAUUCCAAGAAAGAAGAAAGGCCUUCUUGUGUAAUGUUAAAAUUCAACAUUUCCAAACCAAGUGUGAAAAAAACUAAGGAUCCUGUUCUAGGAUCAGCCUUGAAUGCUGAUGUCUCAAGAUCUGUUAGCAAAGGUCCUCAUGCAGCAUGUGAGGCAUGUUCUGCUAAAAAAAGUUUGCCAAGAAUGCAGUCCCCAACUACAGAUGCAAAAAUCACCUUUUUAAAAAGAAAAUCUGAAUUUGGAUUUUUAACUGCACAAAAACCUAAAAAGUUUCAAACUUUAAGCAGAAGCAGAUCAACUGAAAACUUGGCACCAUAUGUUACAGUACCUCGAAGCAUACUUAAAAAAGAUGAACUUCGAGCUCAAGAAUCCCAACGCCGUGUUCAGUUUACUCAUCAAGCAACAGAUCAGGCCAGCUUAAGGGCAAAGCUAAACAAUUGGUUGAAAGAGAAAGGAAAGACCCCUGGAAGCUGUAAAAACCUGUUAACAUUUGGUGCCCACUUGUCUGCAGUGAAAAGAAGGAGUCUAACUGAUGUGACUUCUAGACAGGAUUCUAAAGAAAAUGUGAAGCCUAAAGAUUCAACAAAAUACAGAAAGAAUUUAUUUGGAGAAGACAAAACAGAUUUAUCUAGGGAAAAUGAAAGAAUCAUAGAAGACACAAUAACACAUAAUGAAACUGACACCACUAAUAAUGAAGUUUGUACUAAAGAAAACAUGACAGAACAUAUAAAAAGUAUGUUGGAGGAAUGUUUGGCUCUUUAUCAUGAUGGAUGCUCUUUGGAAAUUAUACUUGCAUGGCUGGCCAAGAUGGAAACAUCAAUUCCUGAUGUUGUGAAUUUUGCCCCCUUUUAUGUGUGCAAAGCUAAAGUCUUGAAAGAUUUUCCACAGAUGGUGCUUGAAGUGUACACACAGGCUGUCAGAAAUAAUGCACAGCCUUGCAAUGUUUUAGCUGAUGAGAUGAAAGCUGCAAUAACACAGUGGCUUAUGCCAUGUGAUAAGUCUUCUAAGCUGGAGACAACAGAUUCAUUUGUUACAUUCAGAUCUAGGGCCAAUAGUGAAUGUCCAACACCAUUUUCAAAGAACCAAACACCUGAAAAGUCAGAAGGAAGCACAGUCAAGUAUAAAAUUACAACCCCUGCUAACAGACAAACUUCUGAAGCUAUGUCUGUUGUCACACCAGUCAGAAGAUCCCUCCGUCUCUCCAGCAGACUUCCUACACCUAACAGACGUAGUGAUGUUGUGGAGAAUAUAGAGGAGAUCAGCCCUACAGACAGAAGAUCCAUGGUGUUCAAAAUCAAUCCACUUGUGCCAAGGGAGACGGAUACUUUGGAUAAAUUAAAUCUUGAGUCCUUGCCUAAAGAAUAGGUUAUUACUUUGUUGGGUUUUUUUUUAGUCUUGUAGAAUUUGGUAUAUAUACAACAGACUAAUUGUACAGCACAUCCCAAUAGACAGGUGCAAUGAAAUUUCAUAGAUAUAUAUAUUUUUGUGUGAAGUUAUGCCUAAAUUUUUAAUUACCACAGGAUGUCUUUGAUCAUCCACUUUCAAUUUUCCCAGUUGUAUUAAUUUUGAAUUGUAAUCUGUGAAUUCCAUCUAUAUCAUUGUAUACAUGGCUUUUUUUUUACAAAACUUAUAUCAACUCACUCUGUCUGGUAAAAAGUUUGUACACGUUAUUUUUCCCAUUUCUUCUGAUGAAGCUGAAAUUUUGCACUUAUUUUACCUGACAAUACAAGAAUCAAUUUUUAAAAAGUUAACCAAUCAAUUAAUUUAUUAUUAGUAAUUAAUUAUUUUGUAUGGCAUCUUGAACUAGGGAAAGAUAUUGUACUUGACUAAUGUGAUGGUAUAAGUUGAAUUAGCCCCCUUUAUACUUUGUAGUCGGCCGUUUUAAAGCUUAAAGCCAAAGAUUCAUAACUAUGUAACCCACUAUUUUCAUAAGUGAUUUGCUGGCAGAGUGGUUAUUGUGUUGGCUUGGGGAGGCGUUAGCCCUCAAGUUUGAAUUCAGGUCGUUCAUCUUUUUUUUUUUUUUUAAUAAAUGCAUUUAAAAAGCAAUCAUUGAGAAACUCCUUUCUAUCUCCCCAUACCCCUUUCUAACCUGGACCAGACAGGUGAUAGGCAUUGAGAAAGCUAGAUGCAUGAAAUUGCACUAAACAAAAACAAUUGGUAAAAAUAUUUGUAAUUUGUUAGUUUGGAUCUAUUACAAAUUUAAAUAUAUAACUGAUUCGAACUAAUUACACUUAAUAUAAACUUUUUUUUUUUUAAAGUAUUUUUUUAAAUGUUUUUUCUGGUUUUGUUUGUUUGUUUAAAUUGUCACUGUAUGGAAUGUAAAAACAAAUAUUGUAAACAAAUACUGUUUUCAAUAAUUAAUAUGCCAUGAUAAUACUAACAUCAAGUUCAAUGUAACUAACAAAAAGUUUUGCUAGUCUAUUCUGUUUAACGAUUUGUUUAAGUUGUAGGAACCUGUAUUUUUCGUAAUAUGCAUUGACUGACACACUUGGGAAGUGGAUGUACAAACACCACUAUACCUCCCCUGCAAUAGGUCACAGGAAACAUGCUAAAUUGAUUAAAUGACACCAGUGGCCUUAUGAUAUGGACAAUUAGUUUUGAAACACCAAUAUUAAUUAUACAGGGGAUUCUACCAUACACUUAGAAGGUUAUAAGAAAUGUUUUGUGGUUUACAAAAAUACAGUAACUUUCAAAAUAAAGAUCACUGUAUGCAGGUUAAAUUUGUGGAUAAUUUCAGCUCUGAAAAUGCAAGCCAAAGUGCUCUUAGUUCUUUUAAAAUCUUAAAAGUGGUCAGUUGUUAUAAGUGUGUAUUGAUUUUGUAUAACAUUCGGUGAUCGGUCAUUUCAUCCCCGGUCACUUCAUCCCCGGUCUUUUCAUCCCAGGUCACUUCAUCCCCGGUCAUUUCAUCCCCGGUCAUUUCAUCCCCAAUUAAAUAUUUUAUGUAGAAAUAUGAUUAUGUAGAAUGCUUUUUGACAUUUUAUGACUUGUUACUAAUGCGUUUAUAGUGUUUCCUCUUCCACUUUGUUUUCUUAAUGAGAAAUCUUAUAUUAUAUUGUAAAUCUGGUUGUGUACUUAGCUAUAGCGCUUCUAUUGGAUGUGGGGGUUGUAAUAUCAUAAUAUUAUCCGGAUCAAAGGCCAAGGUUUGGUGGAAGUAGUAAAAAUUCAUUUGAGAGAUAGAAGUGCGAUUACAAUAAUUAUGACCGUGCCGCUGAUAACUUAUCAUCAAAGGCAAUGGUGUGGUGAAAGUACAACCAUGUUUCACUUUAUUUUAUUUUUCACUCUUUCUUGAAAAUGGGCGCGUCAUUUUUAGCGUUGAAAUACGGUUUUAUUUUUUUCUAAUAAAGGCGGAGUUCACCCAUCCUCGGGAUAUCAUGUCGCCUGUAUAAGUUUUGCUUUAAUUCCUUUUAAACAUUAACAUGUUACAAUUUUGUCAUUUAAAUAAAAAAUGAAUACAUUAAAUAUUACUCAUUUCAUGAUUUUUAAAAUUACAAUUUGUUAGAUAAAAAUGAUCAGAUGAUGAAAAUAUCAGGGGAUGAAAUGACCAGGAACUGAAAAUGCAAGCCAAAGUGCUCUUAAUUCUUUUAAAAUCUAAAAAGGGGUCAGUUGUUAUAAGUGUGUAUUGAUUUUGUAUAACAUUCAAUGCACAAUUGUUACCUUAUUCAAGUAACCACCUAAUUCUGUGGCUUAUAGUUGAGAAAUAUGGAAAUGCAAAAAAAUUGUGUACCUAAUCUUAUAAGUAUUAUUGACAAUAGUCUUUUCAUCUUCAUGUAGAUAUAUCUUUACAAUUCUAUUGCAUAUAUAUUAUUUCAAAAAUAUUUUUUUUCUUUAAAGGUGCUUUUUACAGAGAUUGGUUUUAUAUUGGUGCUCUUAAUUUAUUCUGAAGUAUUUUGUUUUAAAGAAUACUGAUUGUUUGAUCAAAAGUUGUAGAAUACUAAUGCUUGAAAAACAGUUGUAUCUGCCAUCUGUAGACACUUUAUAUAAACGUCAUUGUAUUAAACAAGUACUGUUGCAGCUAUAUUUUAUUAUUUCUAGUGGUGUGACAGGUGCAGUAUUUGAUAGUUGAGUUCAAGACCAUGUCUGAAGUAUUAACAGAGACUGUCAAUUUUCCUUAAGAUCUGAGAACUUAUCAAGUCACUUGGUUCUGGUAAUGGGUGCAUAAAAUUUUGUUGACAUAAAAAAAUCACUGUCUUUUAAAUCAAUUUUAAUCAUAAAUGAAUUGCAAAUAUACUCUAAAAGACUAAAAUGUUAGUUGGUGAAAACUUGAGAUAUAACAAACCCUUAGUGGAAAUGUUUGCUUCCUUCAUCCAGGUGAAUUUGAGUAUAAAACCUAUAUUGAGGGUUGAAGAAUAUAAUGUGUGAAACUUUUUUUGCAUGUUUAUUAAUAUAACUAUAAGCCUUUAUAGCAUGAACCUAGUGAUGAGAAAUUAUAAACUUUGUUCUCGGACUAUAUCCUGCUACUCACCAAGGUUUACUCCUUCAGGUAGAAUAAUAGCGCUUUUUAGUACAUGUUGUCAGCACACUUAAUUGGUGUUCAUUUAUUUCAUUAGCCACUCUUUAAUUUUUAGGUUAUACUAAAGAAACUAGCAGUCAUUACAUUUGUUUAAAAAUACUUUUAAGAUACCGUUUAUAUUUAUGCCUCAGAAUUUUAGUUUUACCUAAUAUGCUGCCUAUCGUUUUAGGUAAAUCUCCAGUAUCUAAUAAUGUCUUUUUUUAUAUCUAUUUCUUUUCUCAAAUCUACAUAACCUUGCUAUAUAUUAGGCAUGAAAAUCUAAUGGAUAAUUUUUUUUUUUUGCUUAUGACUGUAGCAAAACUAAACAGAAAAAGAUCAAUGUAAAGUGUGAUUAUAUUAGUGUAUUUUACACCAUAAUAUAAUCUGUUUUUCUACAUGUAGAUUAGUCUGUCUCUUAUUCCUGUAAAUAAUUGAUUUUGUUUCUGCUCUAUGUACAUUUUCAUCCAUGCAUUUUGUAAAGCAUUACUGACUUCCCAGUUCAAUUUCACUGCUUAUCAUGUACUUAGCUGAAUAAAUAAAAUAUUUAGAUCUACAUUAAA